Aedes albopictus (Asian tiger mosquito) is the source of this 1365-nucleotide messenger RNA. Its product is annotated as trypsin. Gene Ontology annotation, molecular function: serine-type endopeptidase activity. The record is from RefSeq and is a predicted model, not a curated record. The transcript has 2 exons. Bases 42 to 872 code for a protein of 276 amino acids. Gene Ontology annotation, biological process: proteolysis. Lineage: Eukaryota; Metazoa; Arthropoda; Insecta; Diptera; Culicidae.
UCAUCAAUUUUAGAGUUAGUUUGCUGCCAACCAAUACGGCAAUGGAGAUGACACCCAUCGCUUACUUAAUCAUUCUACUCAAUUGCUGCAAAUGGGCAACAGCCACAAUUGAUGAAAGAAUUGUUGGUGGAUAUUUUGACAGAAUCGAAAACGUCCCCUAUACUGUAUCUCUGAAUACGAAACUGUUUGGUCAUUUCUGCGGGGGCAGUCUGGUGGCCAAUGUCUGGGUUGUGACGGCAGCGCACUGCCUAUGGGGUAAAAAGCCGUCAGACAUCUUUGUUCGUGCAGGAUCAACCUAUAAGAACAGAGGUGGUGAGAUACGAAAAGCAAAGAAGAUUAUCCUUCAUCCUUUGUACAAAAGAAUAGUGGAUGUGCCGUUGGAUUACGACAUUGCACUAGUGCAAUUGAAUAAGCCUUUAUCGAACAAUAGUGACUUCAUUGAAUACAUAUCGAUAAGCAAUCCAUUGGAAAAAAUACCGGGCGACCCUCAGUGUAUCGUUUCUGGUUGGGGAAUAACCAAAUCAGAAGUUGGCCAGUUUCAGCUUUUAAAGAGUGCAACUGUUAGAAUAGUGAAGCAUGAAAUCUGUCAGAAAACACUGUAUCAGAAGAUCAUUUCGAAGAAUAUGGUAUGUGCCGGAGGUCAGGAAGACGACGCCUGCCAGGGAGAUUCAGGAGGCCCAAUGGCAUGCAGAGGAAAGCUGCAUGGGGUGGUAUCUUGGGGAGAAGGGUGUGCCACGCUGGGUAAACCUGGAGUGUACGCGUACCUUCCUGAAUUGUGGGAUUUCGUCGCUGCACAUAUUUACAUGGAUACUGAUGAGAGUGAGGAUAUCAACAGAAUGCUUCCAAAAAUAAAACUUUACGGUAAAAAGUAAUUAUCAACACUCAAAUGGAGAGUCAGACGAAGUUUUUGUGAAAAUUCGGCUUCCACGGCAGGCGACAAAUAACAGUUAUUAGAAUGACCGAAAUUAUCAAAAAAGUGACUAAAGUGUUACAUUUACUUCUAACAAAACUUGAAAAACACGGACAAAAAAUUAUUCACAUUGAAACUAUAAUAACGCUUGUUGAAUUGUGCUUGUGUGGAUCAUAUUGACACCAACAUUUUAUUAGGGUUAAAAACGAUGUGAAAUUUUGUUUGAUUUAACCCUUUGAAGCCGAUUUUUUUCCAAACGUUAAUAUAGAGUCUUUUCUGCGUGUUUCUGUUGUUUUGAUAUAAUAUGAUGCUGAUUAUUUUGUCUGGAUAUCCUAGGUCAUCCAAACUAUUCUUGAGUUUAGAUCCUUAAGUCUACGGGUGUAACAGUAACUUCUAUCAUUAUACAAAGAUACGAUUUGUAUUCUAUCAUGUCUAGUAAAUCUUCUGAAAAUUCA